Molecule: messenger RNA, 585 nt
Organism: Cornus florida
Lineage: Eukaryota; Viridiplantae; Streptophyta; Magnoliopsida; Cornales; Cornaceae
Product: cytochrome P450 736A117-like
Exons: 1
Coding region: 1-585 (194 amino acids)
Molecular function (GO): iron ion binding; monooxygenase activity; heme binding
Source: RefSeq, a predicted model, not a curated record
AUGCUGCUACACCUCAGCAGCAAACCGGCUCUCAUCGUCUCCUCUGCAGUUGUAGCUCGCGAGGUCAUGAAAACAUACGAUCUCAUCUUCGCAGGCAUUGCCAGCAGACUUUUCUAUGGGAAGGACGUCGCAUUCACUCCUUAUCGAGAGUAUUGGAGGCAAGUAAAAAGCAUUUGUGUGCUCAACCUUCUGAGUAAUGGGCGAGUUCAGUUUUACCGUAGAGUGAGAGAAGAAGAAACAACCCUUUUGACCGAGAAGAUCAAAAGGGCUUGUUCUUCUUCUUCGGUGGUGAAUUUGAGUGAAAUGUUUGGUUCACUUACGAAUGACGUAGUGUGUCGGAUAGCCUUGGGGAGGAAGUACAGUGAAAGCUCGAAAAGUGGAAGAAAUUUUAAUGAGAUUUUGGUUGAUAUUGGGGAACUAACGGGUGUUUUCAAUGUGGGGGGCUAUAUUCCUUGGCUUGUGUGGUUGAAUCAAAUUAAUGGUUUGAAUGCUAAAGUGGAGAGAGUUUUUAACGAGGUGGAUGAAUUCUUGGAGGGUGUGAUUGAUGAUCAUAUGGAUAGGAGUUAUGUCAAAGAUUUCCAAUAG